Molecule: messenger RNA, 1266 nt
Organism: Spinacia oleracea (spinach)
Lineage: Eukaryota; Viridiplantae; Streptophyta; Magnoliopsida; Caryophyllales; Amaranthaceae
Exons: 1
Coding region: 1-1266 (421 amino acids)
Source: RefSeq, a predicted model, not a curated record
AUGGCGAUUGAAAGCAAUGACAGUGACAGCUCUCAAACAAAUUCUGGAGGUAACAACAACAAUUUUGAUCCUUAUUUCAUAGCUAAUUCAGAUAAUCCUACUUCUACUUUAGUUGCAAUUCCAUUUUCUGGUGUGAAUUUUGUUCACUGGAGUAGAAAUGUGAAGAGAGCUUUGAUAGCUAAGAAUAAAGAAGGUUUCAUAAAUGGUGAAUUGAACAAACCUGCUGUUAAUCACAAGGAUUACACGAAAUGGAAACGAGCUGAUUUCAUGGUUGUGAGCUGGAUUCUAAGUUCUAUGAAUCAUGAUCUGGCUGAUGAUUUUGGCUACAUUGAUAAUGCUGCUGAUUUGUGGCAUGAAUUAACUGAAAGAUUUGGACAAUCUAAUGGUCCAUUAAUCUAUCAGUUAAAGAAGGAAAUAGAGAAUUUGACUCAAGAAAACAUGACUAUAGUGUCAUAUUACAGUAAGCUGAAGAAGCUGUGGGAUGAAAUGCAGACUCUAAGAGCCUUUCCUACUUGUACUUGUGGUGUAAUGCUGACCUGUAGUUGUCAGUUUUUGAAGAAAGUGGCUGAGUUCGAAGAAGAAGACAAAAUGAUAAAGUUCUUGCUUGGCUUAAAUGGAGGUUUUGACAGUACCACCACUAAUGUGUUGGCUAUGGAUCCUAUGCGUAACCUGAAUAGAGUAUUUUCAAUUACUCAGCAAAUAGGAAAACAAAAGGAAGUGAGUAAUACUGCUGCUAAAUACAGUGCUAUAAGCAGUAGUGCCAUGGCUGCACAAUCUCACAAGGGUAGUCAGGUUCAGAAAUAUACUGGAAAUUAUGGAAAGAAAGACUGGAAAGAUUUAAAGAAGGAGAAACUGAACAGGAUUUGCACUCAUUGUAAGGGAAAAGGACAUACUAUAGACCAAUGUUUCAAGAUAAUUGGUUAUCCAGAUUGGUAUAACUCUAUCAAGGCAUCCAAAGCCAGUAGUUCAAAUGGUGCCAGAUUUGCUGCUCAUGUAAAUUCUGCAAAUGAUAUCUGGGAUGAUCCUCUUGAUAAUGCUGCUGGUGAUGCUGGUGUGAUGAAUAGUGCAAUGCUCAAUGCUAUUUGUCAGGAAGUUAUGAAGGUGAUGAAAGGACAACAGACACAGAAUGGUGACAACAAUGCAGCUAGUUGUUCCUAUGCAAACUAUGCAGGUACAAUUUCUCAUUCUUUUAAUUGUGGUACAACUAAAUGCAGUCCUGAUCAUGUGUGGAUAGUUGAUUCUGGUGCUUGUGACCAUAUGACCUAA